AUGAAUGCAACUACAACUACAGUUUUCGUUUCUGGUGUCGAUGGCUACAUCGCUCAACAUAUCCUCAUUGAUCUACUUGACAAAGGAUACAAAGUUAUCGGAUCCGUCCGAUCUUCAUCCAAAGGUGACGACCUAAUUCAAAAAUUACAAGAUGUAAAACUCCCAUUUGAAAACUUCAAAUAUGUUGUUGUUCCAGAAAUCGGUACUCCUGGAGCAUUUGACAAUGCCUUGAAAGAAAAUCCCGACAUUUCUGUCUUCUUACAUACCGCAUCCCCAUUCAGGUUGGAUGUUACUGAUAUUGAACAAGAAAUAUUACUACCUGCCAUUAAUGGGAUCAAGAAUGCUCUACUCUCCGCUGAGAAAUAUGCUUCCAAUUUGAAGCAUUUCGUACUCACGAGUUCAUUUGCUGCAAUUGGAGGAUUCGGGAAAUCAUUAAGUGAUCCCCUUGAGGGAUAUUUGGGAUCGAAAAAAUUUGCCGAACAAGCAGCUUGGGAACUUUGGGCUGAAACAGAUGCUGGAUUUCAAUUGACUAGUGUUAAUCCUCCAUAUGUUUUCGGACCCCAGGCUUUUGGGGUUAAGGAUAGUACUCAGAUGAAUACUUCUGUUGAAACGGUGAAUGCAUUGUUGAAGAUGAAUCCCAAAGAUUCUAUUCCUGGGUUGAAACAUCUUUUUGUUGAUGUUAGAGACGUAUCAAAGGCUCAUUUAGAAGCCUUUGAGAAUCCUGAAGCUGUGGGUAAGAGAUUGUUUAUUACGAAUGGACAAUGGAGUUAUCAAGGAAUGGCGAAUAUUAUUCAUGAGAAUUUUAAAGAAUUGACAAAUGUUCCAGUUGGAGAACCUGAAAAAGAUGAAGUUUUGAAGAAAGAAGCGUUUAAAUUUGAUAAUUCGAAAACCAUGAAUGUCUUGCAUACGAGUUUGAUUCCUUUUGAACAAUCGAUAAUUGAUACUGUUGAACAAAUUGUGGCUGCUUGUUAA
Molecule: messenger RNA, 972 nt
Organism: Hemisphaericaspora subhashii
Lineage: Eukaryota; Fungi; Ascomycota; Pichiomycetes; Serinales; Debaryomycetaceae
Exons: 2
Coding region: 1-972 (323 amino acids)
Molecular function (GO): oxidoreductase activity, acting on the CH-OH group of donors, NAD or NADP as acceptor
Source: RefSeq, a predicted model, not a curated record